AUGGACGAUGGCAUACCUGAGUUUGAUUUCAGUGAUUUGGUCAUUGACGCAAAGAGAGAUGCGGAAGAGGAGCAUCUUGUAGUGGCCGAUGCUGAGGAGGAGGAUAUUGUGCUGGUAGGAAAAUCUUCCCUUGAGGACACGGAGAUAUCCGGUUCGUUGCAGUCGUUGCCUCGGAUAUCCAAGAAGAAAGACCCUCAUGUGGUGCACUUGCUGAAGCGUAUAAGCUUGCAGUCUACGAUAACCUGCAUAUUAAUUCCGCUGUUUUCACUGUUCAAGAUAACGAUAUCGCCUCCCAGAGACGGCAAUUUGAGCUUGCUCUACUUCUUUGGGUUUUACAUGAUUCUAUCGCAAAUUUCAUUGUUUGGAGGAUACCAUAGGUUCUUCUCACACCAGUCGUUCCAUGCGCAUGUGGGCCACCAGGUAGCAUAUGCGGUUUUGGGUGGCUCCUGUGGGCUCGGCUCUGUUCUUCAGUUCUCGAGCCAGCAUCUGGCACAUCACAGGCAUCAGGAUACGGAAAGAGAUCCGCACUCUUACAGCGUCUACGGAUGGUUAUUCUCUAUUUGGGGCCAUAGAUUAUUUCUUGGGAACAGGAAAUCAAGAAAAGCUAUCUCAGAAUGUCGCGAUACUAUCCUUUCUACGUCCAAGAUGGUUCGUGGGAAGCUGCAGGAGUCCGAGAGAGAUCAGCUAGUUCAACCUCCAAACCAUGAUAUUCUGAAGAUCCAGGACGACAAUUACGUUUUACUCCUGCUACUGACGCUAUUGGUGUUCCCUUGCCUGGUGGCGUCGUAUUGCAAUGUUCCAUUUUUGACAAGCAUCUUUUACUUGGGAUUUGUUCGUAUGUCUUUGAUUCAACAGCAGUGGCUCUUACUUGGGACCAUAGCUCAUUUGAAAAACUUUCCACUCGCGUCUCAGCCUUUUUCAGACAUCAGAUCUGCAAUCAAUGUGCCUCUCUCCUUUGUGUCGCAGUUUAUUCUGUUUGGAGAGGCAAACCACAAUUUCCAUCACGAGUUCCCUUCGGAUUAUACUAACGGUACUAGGUGGUAUCACUGGGAUCCGUCAAAGUGGUCUAUAUGGCUCUGCUAUCAGUUGGGACUCGUUGAUCAUCUACACAGAACCGAGAAACAGCAAGUGGAGAAAUGUCGGAUUCAACAGCAGCAAAAGCUACUGGAUAAGGAGCGCUCCAAGCUGAAAUGGGGGAUUCCUAUCGAAAGUCUACCCUCAAUGACUUGUGAGCAGUUCACCGAAUUGGCUAAGCAGCAAUAUUUGAUGAAUAGAAGGGCGUUAGUGGCCAUCGAAGGAAUAGUCCACGAUGUUACUCCUUUCAUUCACAAUCAUCCUGGCGGUACUGCUUUGGUGAAGUUAAGUAUUGGGAAAGAUGCUACUCAAGCUUUCAACGGUGCCGUGUAUCUCCAUUCUCAAGCCGCUAGAAACUUACUAGCUACAAUGAGAAUAGCUAUCCUCACUUCAAGUGAACAAGUUCAAAACACCGUGUGGGAAACAAAGAUGCUGCAAAAGAGUCAGGAUAGGCAGCGCAGGAAUAAUAGGCAGGUUACUUAUACACAGAAAAAUCAUUACGCCGCGGGUGCGGCUUAA
This is a messenger RNA of Torulaspora globosa, 1593 nucleotides long. RefSeq lists its product as uncharacterized. Bases 1 to 1593 code for a protein of 530 amino acids. Gene Ontology annotation, cellular component: endoplasmic reticulum membrane. The transcript has a single exon. NCBI's taxonomy places the organism in Eukaryota, Fungi, Ascomycota, Saccharomycetes, Saccharomycetales, Saccharomycetaceae. Gene Ontology annotation, biological process: unsaturated fatty acid biosynthetic process. The record is from RefSeq and is a predicted model, not a curated record. Gene Ontology annotation, molecular function: heme binding; iron ion binding; stearoyl-CoA 9-desaturase activity.